Molecule: messenger RNA, 984 nt
Organism: Eutrema salsugineum
Lineage: Eukaryota; Viridiplantae; Streptophyta; Magnoliopsida; Brassicales; Brassicaceae
Product: B3 domain-containing protein REM20
Exons: 4
Coding region: 101-892 (263 amino acids)
Molecular function (GO): DNA binding
Source: RefSeq, a predicted model, not a curated record
CUCCUUCAAACAUAAUUCUCUCAAGUCUCUCUCUCUCCAAAGAUUUCUCCCUCUCGAGCUAAGAGAUCCAUUUGUCAGACUCUCUCUUCCAUCAUCCUCCAUGGCUGAAACUGACAAUGACGUUGUUCUUCCACGUUUUUUCAAGGUUUUCCUCUCAGAAACUGCCUCUGAAUCAAUGUCGAUCCCAGUGUCCUUCAGUGAACAUCUUGAAGAUCCAUUGCCUCAGACAGUGAAGCUCCAAGGCACUGGAGGAGGAAUUUGGACAGUGAGCUUCAAGAAAAUACGACAGCGUGCGUAUUUCACAGCUGGAUGGUCCAAGUUUGCAGAGGACCAUGAUCUCAAGAACGGAGAGUUCUUGACGUUUGUCUAUGACGGCUACAACACGUUUGAAGUCAGUGUCUACAAUCGCUGGGGUUCCAAAGAGACAAGAGCUGUGAAGGAGACUGUCGAGAUUUCUGACACUGAAUCUGAAGAAGAAGAAGAAGCUGUCGCUGAUUCUGAUUAUGAAGAAGAAGAAGAAGAUCCUUUAGUAGAUGGUGGUGAAGACACAGAAUCUGAUGAUGCAGGGAUCUCACAAUCCGAGGUUACGAGUAUGAGUAUGACGAAUCCCUACUUUACUACCGGCCUCAAGAACAGGAUUUAUGAGCUGUUGAUUCCAGCAGAAGUGGUGAAAGACAUGGGGUUUAGGUUUGGUGAAAGCAUCAAGUAUGUUGAUGAAGAAGGCACCAUGGUAGGGGAAAGAGGGAAAUGGGCUGAUGAUAGGAUUUGUUUCAAAGGAUGGGACAGGAUUUGUAGAAGAAACAGGCUUAGAGUGCAAGAUAAGGUCAACUGCGAGAUGCUUCAUCACAGGAAGCUGGUUCAUUCCAUCAAGAUCCACAUCACACGUGGAUGAGUCUCUCAUCAUAACCUUCACCAUCAUCAUGAGUACUUUUAUGGUUUAAUAUGGCUUUUGUUUGUUUCGAGAAUGUUGUAUUUUCAUCUCUG